This is a messenger RNA of Myxocyprinus asiaticus (Chinese sucker), 2005 nucleotides long. RefSeq names its product immunoresponsive gene 1, like (gene irg1l). Lineage: Eukaryota; Metazoa; Chordata; Actinopteri; Cypriniformes; Catostomidae. The transcript is spliced from 6 exons. Gene Ontology annotation, molecular function: lyase activity. The coding region runs from base 77 to 1573 and encodes 498 amino acids. The record is from RefSeq and is a predicted model, not a curated record.
ACACCUGACUCCAGCAUAUGAGCAUCCUCUAUCUACAAGAUAUCCACGGCAAAAAGAUAAGAGAGAAGAAGACAACAUGCUUUCAACUGUACAGAGGUCUACCAGAUACCUGUCUGUUUUGUCUACUGCUCGAGGACUUCAUAAGUCUGCACUAGAUGUGGCCGAGCGCCCUGCCCCUGAAGAGACCGUGACCAGCAGCUUUGGCAGGUUCAUUCAGAGCGUACAGCCAAGACAUUUGUCCCCAACCUUGCUGCACCGCAGCAAACGUAUGGUGUUGGACAGCAUUGGCGUUGGGCUGUUGGGGAGCACUACCGAUGUAUUUGAACUUGCCCUGCAACACUGCCAGCACAUGUAUGCUCCCGAUGACAUCAGCUUCGUCUACGGGCGCCAAGGCCUGAAGCUCUCUCCAACCCUUGCAGCUUUUGUCAAUGGAGUAGCGGCUCACUCAAUGGACUUUGACGACACUUGGCAUCCUGCGACCCACCCCUCUGGAGCAGUACUGCCCGCCCUGCUAGCUAUAAGCGACAUGUUGCCAACCAACAGCAAACCAAGUGGCCUUGAAUUUCUCACCGCCUUCAAUGUGGGCAUUGAAAUACAGGGUCGACUCAUGAGAUUCUCAAAUGAGGCUCAAAACAUCCCUAAGAGGUUCCAUCCACCCAGUGUAGUGGGCACCCUGGGUAGUGCCGCUGCCUGUGCCCGCCUCCUUUCUCUGGACCGCAAUCAGUGCAGUAAUGCAUUAGCCAUCGCUGCAUCGCUGGCAGGUGCACCAAUGGCUAAUGCUGCAACACAGUCCAAACCACUCCACAUUGGUAAUGCGUCUCGUCUGGGUCUUGAAGCAGCCCUGCUGGCAUCUCGCGGGCUUGAAGCAAGUCCUCUGGUCUUGGAUGCGGUUCCUGGGGUAUCUGGUUUCAGUGCAUUCUACGAAGACUAUGCCCCACACCCCAUCAGUUCCCCGGAGGACGAAGAGCACAGCUUCCUUCUGGAAAGUCAAGACAUUGCUUUCAAACGCUUUCCCGCCCACCUCGGAAUGCACUGGGUCGCGGAUGCUGCCGCCAUUGUGCACAAGGCCCUGGUUGGCCUUAGAGGCGGAAGCAUCUCUCCAAACUUGGUGCAGGACAUCUUGCUCAGGGUGCCGAUCUCCAAGUACAUCAACCGUCCCUUCCCGGAGUCAGAGCACGAAGCGCGACACUCCUUUCAGUUCAACGCCUGCACUGCUCUGUUGGAUGGGGAGGUGACGGUGCAGUCGUUCCACUCUGACGCCCUCCACCGGCCUGAACUCCAUGUGCUCUUGUCUCGAGUCCGCUUGGAGCACCCGCAUGACAACCCGGCAAAUUUCAACAUAAUGUAUGGUGAGGUGGAAGUCACCUUGAUAAGUGGAGAUGUUCUACGGGGGCGCUGCAACACCUUCUACGGUCACUGGAGGAAUCCGCUCAGUGAGGAAAGCCUUCGUAAGAAGUUUCGUAAUAAUGCCUGUGCGGUGCUGACGCCUGAGAGAGUGGAGAGGCUCAUCGAUGCUGUAGAAGGCCUGGAACAUCUAGAUGACUGCAAACCACUGCUCGCACAGCUGCAGUAAACAACAUGGUGCUUUUGGUGCUAAUACCACAGCAUUAAUGUAACAUAAAUCGUGGAACUUUUCGUGAAAUGCAAUGAAGCAUUUUGAAUUUUUAUGUAAUUAGAUGUAGUAGUUGAGCAAUGUACUGUACACUCUUUUUCCAAAAGUGAUGUAUAUAAAUUAAGAGUUCUGAAUUAUCUUAUUUUGCUUAUUCUGCUGUCUGUUUUCAUGUGAGUUUUUAUAAUAUUUUAGAUUUUUCAAAUGUCUAUGGCAACAGUUGGACAUUAGUUUGUAAAUAUAAACAGAAGCUUUCAUCUUGAAAGUUAUCUUUUUAGUAUCUGUAUAGUAAAUUCUUGAUGACUUUUGCUAUAAUUGUGUUAAUAGUUGUGAUUAAUCAAUGUUUGAUCUUAAAUACAUUUGCAACUCAAAUAAAUUUCAAUAUUUAUUACGAUA